AUGGUCUUCCGCAUCCCCACUCAGUUCGACUCCUUCGUCGCCUCUCCUUCGCAUCCAGGGCAGCCUGCGGCUCUUCAGCGGAGCCCACAGCGCCCAUGGAGAGGUAGACUCAUCGUUACUGGACUGCGCAAUUCCAAUAGAAGCGCGACAGAUUAUAUCCAGGUCUCCGCAGUCGAGACCGAUGGGGACAACAGAGUCGAGUUAUGGCCACGCGAUUUCGUUGUGCAGCGCCUUCCCAACCGCCCCAUCCUUCGUCAAAUGAUCCAAUAUGUUCAGCAAUACGCCCAACCUACGUGCAACUUCCUGCCCGAACGACUCAAUCCCGACUUCCAUGAAGCCAAUCGUGCCAAUUUUAGAACGCUAUCCAGACAAAUGAAUGAGAAUCACGAGGUUGCCAUCGCGUACUGGGGCCACACCAGCGAGCUCAGCCAAACCGGCGCUGGGAUAGUCAUCUAUCCAGCGAGCAACUCUGGCGCAUACUUGAUUGGCGCCAUCUUCCACUCCACCGACUUCCCCGAUUUUAUUAGACACGCCGCCAGCCAACCGCCGCCGCCAUUGUCGAUCCCUGCUUCCGUUCCUUACCAGUCUCAGGCCAUGGGCCUUCCGUCGUCGUCCUACAAUACCCACCCUUCGCAUCAUCGUCAACCACAUACUGGCUCUCCUCACCAAUCGCACCCCAGCAGCCCUACAGAACAACCAGGCUCUGCAGGGUCUUAUCGCCCUAUCGUGUCUCGAACGCCUAUACCCCACGGCAACCCAUACCCUAAUAUGCCGUCAGCGUCCGGCUCGUCGCCAACUGGCACCCCGCCCCAGGCAGUUAUUCAACGUUUCAACCCCAGAAUCCUCCCUUUCCUUGAAUAUUCCGCGAUAAUUCCGGCUUUAUCGGUCACCAUUCAUUAA
Coprinopsis cinerea okayama7#130 is the source of this 900-nucleotide messenger RNA. RefSeq lists its product as hypothetical. The record is from RefSeq and is a predicted model, not a curated record. NCBI's taxonomy places the organism in Eukaryota, Fungi, Basidiomycota, Agaricomycetes, Agaricales, Psathyrellaceae. The transcript has 3 exons. The coding region runs from base 1 to 900 and encodes 299 amino acids.